CUCUCUCUCUCUCUCUCUCUCUCUCUCUCUCAGUUGCCUUCCCAACAACAAGGAACAAUUGUUGUUAGUGAGAGAGAAACUUGUAAAUUUAAGAGAGAGAAAGUAACCGAUAGGCGAUACCGAAGAGAGAAAAAACUAUUGUACAAAUCGAUGGCUGACCACUCCGACGAUUUAGAUGAACUUCUUGACAGCGCUUUGGAUGAUUUUCAGAGCCUCAAUCUGACCUCUUCUGCUCAAAGAAUUGGGGAUGGUGAUGGUACAAAGCAAGAGUGUUUUCCAAUGCCUAGUGGAAUUCAAGGGCUUGGGAUGGGUUUACCUGAUCUGAGAACUAAGAAAAAGGGCAAGCAACAGGUUUCUAAAGAAUCAUAUGUUUCAGAGGCUCUUGACAAGCUUAGAGAGCAGACUAGGGAAGCUGUUAAAGGAUUAGAGUUGAUGACCGGUGCGAAACCCUGUGGAGAGAAUUUGGAAAAUGAUCCAAUGAUGGAGGAUUUGGUGAAGCAAUUUGAGGAGCUUGCUGGUUCUCAGAACAUGGAGUCUAUCGUGGAGACCAUGAUGCAACAGCUUUUGUCUAAAGAAAUUCUUCAUGAGCCUAUGAAAGAAAUUGGAGAACGAUAUCCAAAAUGGUUGGGAGACAACAAGACUAAAUUGAGCAGCCAAGAAUAUGAACGUUAUUCCCACCAAUAUGAACUCAUAAAAGAGCUAAAUGAAGUGUAUGUAACUGAUCCUGCCAACUUCAACAAGAUUGUGGAGUUGAUGCAGAAAAUGCAAGAGUGUGGCCAACCCCCAAUGAAAUUUUGCAAGAGCUUGCUCCUGAUUUUGACAUAUCAAGUCUUGGCCAACUAUCUCCGGAGAUGCUCGAUUCUCAACAAAAUUGUCGUAUAAUGUGAAGAAAGACCUUUCUUCUUGCUUGCAUUUUACUUUCGUUUCAUAUGGUACAUAGCAUGACCAUGUCUUUGCAUUGGUAAUCAGAUACUCAAUUUGAGGUUGUGAAACUAGAUACAAGGAGCCAAGGUUUCCUGUUGUCGAAUAACCAUAUUUAUCAAUUUAAGGAUGCCUUGGAACGGC
Molecule: messenger RNA, 1065 nt
Organism: Ilex paraguariensis (yerba mate)
Lineage: Eukaryota; Viridiplantae; Streptophyta; Magnoliopsida; Aquifoliales; Aquifoliaceae
Source: the annotation of a GenBank genome assembly